UUUUUUUAUUGUCGCUUACUUUGGUUGUAUCUUAUUACUUAUAUUGAAAACUAUAGUUAAUCAGGAAACUUUAGUUCUGUUAUUGCUUAUGUUAUAGUGUAGCCUACCUUGUGUGUAACUUACCAACUUUGUAAUACCGUACCUGAAUACUGUACCGACUGAAGCAAAAUACACAGUACGGUUACGGUACCCGUAACCUGGUACGAUAACUCUGUACUGCUGUAACUUCUGAAUUUCGAAGGAUUAGCCCAAAGGCAGAAAGGUCUGAAGGUUACCGUACUUCGUACCGGUACCGGUACCUGUAACAGCUGGAUAGUGUUGUGAUUUUCUGCUACAGUGCUCUGGGAUCUCGUUUUCCUUUGGGCGCUUUGAAGAGUUUGAAAGUACUCAACUAUUAAAAUGGAAGCUCCCUUCAAUGACAUCAAAGCAAUUUUCAAGAAACAGAAAUCGAUUCCCGCAAAUAAGACAUGCUUCGAUUGUGGAGCCAAGAAUCCUACAUGGGCCAGCAUAACAUAUGGAGUAUAUCUUUGUAUUGACUGUUCAGGAACUCACAGAUCUCUUGGCGUUCAUUUAACUUUUAUAAGAUCUAUAGAAUUGGAUCAGAAAUGGACAUGGGAACAAUUGCGAAGUAUGCAAGUUGGUGGAAACGCAAGUGCCAGAGCAUUUUUCCGUUCGCAUGGUUGUUCAAGUAAUGACAAACAUGCGAAAUAUAACAGUCGUGCGGCCGUUUUAUACAGAAGUAAACUGAAGGGUCUUACUGUAGAGGCAAUGAAAAAAUAUGGAAAUUCUAUGAUUCAUAUUCCAACACAAAGUUCUACUGCUGAACCAACGGUGUCAAGUUCACAAGCAGAAGAUGAUUUUUUUGCCAAAUAUAGUGGUGCUUCCCUCAGCAGUGCGGCUUUAAAUGUUCGGCAUUCGCCCCAACUUCCCAGAGUCAAUGAUGGUUUGAAACAUGUCUCUUCGUCGCCAGCUAUGAUAAGUCUUGCAAACUCUGAAAUAGAUGUUGAAUUCACGCCAAAAUCUGAAAAAGAAAAAGAUUUUUUUGGAAGUUUUGAUGCUAUGAAAGUAUCACCCAAAGUUGAAGAGAAGAAACCUCAAUUAUCUAAUGGUUCAAAGCAAGAUGUCAGUAUCUCAGGUCCGAGUGUCCAUGCAGCUUUGAGUCAUUGGAGUACGGGAGGUAGCGAAAUUCCUUCAGGUGCAUCUUUAAGUUCAUCACUCGCAAAUGAAAAGAAAAAAGCUUCACAAGAAAGUGCCAAAUCAAGAGAAGAGGAGUUUUUUAAAGCAUAUGGCGGUUCAAAGCAGCCCGUGGAUUCAAAAUCCAACACAAAAUUAUUAGACGCGGCACUAAAUGAUUUAGUUACGGAUAGGACUACUGAAAAAAUCUCUAAACUGGAUACCGUCGAUAAAACUGAUAAUGUUGAUGAUGAUUGGCCAGUUAUGGAUGACGAAACGCCUGUUUCAAAAAGUACGCCGUCUAUUAUUAAACAGAACACCACUUCGUCACAAUCACCCCAAUCCAGUCAAGGACCAAGCGUAGUAUUUUUAUCUUCACCGGCAUCAAACCAGUCGACAGGAAAAUCUUCAAUCAUUGUGACAAAGAAGAAAAAAGCUGGACUAGGUGCAAAAAGAGGAAGCAUUGGAGCUCAAAAAGUAAAAACUGAUUUUAAAAACUUAGAAGAUUCUGCUAAGGAAAGUGAGAGAUUGGCUGCUGCUCAACCCAAACCAAGACCACAACAAAAGCAAGAGCUUUCAAGUAUGUUGACAUAUCAGAACGGGGGUACAAAAUCCAAAACUGUAGUGCCAGAACAUAAGAAAGAAAUGUCAGAUAGAUUGGGAAUGGGAUUUUCUGGCAACAGAGGAAUCUCGCAUUCAGCAGAUAUGGAAACUAUUGAACAGGAGGGAGUUAAUGGAAGAAGGAACAGAAAUCGUGGAGAUGGACGACGUAAAAACAGAUAUCUUGAUGAUGAUUUUGAAAGUGAUGAUGACGAUGAUUUUGUAAUUGCAAUGUCACAGAGAGAAGACAGCUAUCGAAAUGGAAAUUCGUACAGAAAUGAAAGGCCAAACAGGAUGGAUCUCCGCAGUGAUGUUUCAUCUUCAAGAUUCGAUAACUCAAACUCGAUUUCUUCAGAACAAAUGUUCAGAAAUACUGAUGAUUCUUGGAAAGGACGUCAUGUGUCCAUAACAUCGUCUCAAAUUAAGUCUCGUAACCGUGCAUCACAAUUCGAAGGAAAGACUUCAAUCAGUAGCGAUGAGUUUUUUGGAAAAAAUGAGGAUCAGCCAAGUACAAAUAAGCCUGCUGGUUCAGCAAUGUCUCCUACAUCUCUGUUGAAUGCUGCGAAUACAGAUAUGACGCAAUUGAAGGAAGGGGUGCGAAACAUGGCAGGAAAGCUAUCAAAUCUAGCAAAUGAUAUGUACAAUGCUAUACCGACCCGAGGAAAAUAUGACAAAUCUUGAACUACAAGAAAGAAAUCCGUGCAAUAAUUUUUAUUGUCAAUGGACAUGAUUUUAUCAAGCUUCGUUGCACUGCUGUGUAUAGACAUAUUUUUAUUUUAUUUCUCAAUGUACAAAAAUAAAAGAAAGGAUUGCAUUGUUAGCUUUUUGGCAAACUUUGGUAGGCAUUCGUAUUAUUGUACUGUGUUCUAUUAACAAAAUAAAAAUGAAUGGUUUAAUUUUUCUGCAAAAUAUGACAUAUAUUUUGUCUUUGCUAAACUAAACCUUAAUAACAUUUCAAUUUCUCACUUGUAGGAGUACCGAUAAGUCAAACAGGUAGUGUGCGAUUAUUAAACCUCUUGACUAAAAUUUGAAAUUGAUUUUUGAAUACCAUGUGUGGAAUGUAAUAUGAAAACGAAUGUCCGUUAUUUUGUUUGAUUAAUUUUUUAUAAUUAUCAGUGAUGAUUAAAUACUUUGUUCUUAAAUUGCUGCCAUAUUAUUAUCAUAUUCUGACAAAUGCCAACAACACUGAUGCUCUAAUUAUUUCUAUUCUAAAUCAAAAAUAUUUGUAUACGACUAUGUGGGUCUCGAGCGACCAAUUUUUUGAUCCACCCACUGCGAAAUUAAGGACCAAGAUUAUUAUGCUAUACUAAUUAUAUAUGUAUACGUAUAUUUUUUCUUAGCAUUUAGAUUCAACUGUGCAUAUUUAAGUCGUUAGUGGUGAAAAUUGUAUGAACACAAUGGUUAUUAUGCAAUGCAUGGAUGUGUUGUAGUUUUAAUGAAGACAUUCCCACUUGAAUAAUCAUUCAAAACAACUCUAACCACAUGUAUUGCCUUUAGUAAUAGGUCACGGCCAUAACCCUGGAUAUAUUAAACUGGUAAAAUCUCAUUGGUUUGUAAGAUGAAUGGCAAUCACCAACCUAGUUUGGGCUUUCUAAUGCUUUUUGUCAAUUUAAAGACACAUCUUGAUUGGGUGCUAAAGGACUGCUAAUAUUUCGCAGACAAACAGUUACUGUAUCAAAAUAUCUCUUCUUCAGUUAUGCUAUUCCAUCUUAUCACAGAAGAAAAAUGUAAGAGUAGAUUUGGAACAGAAUCAAUGAGGCUCUGUGAAGAGCUUUCUUUUUUUCUCUUUACAGAAAGUGCUUCUGUUCCAAACAGAUUCAGUAUAUCAUGAUUUCUUUUCAUUUUCUUGUAAAUACAUCGCUUUUGAUGCCUUUUAGAAAUAAUUAUAGGUAAAGUAGUCCAUAAAUGUAAUGUCAUUGGUGUUUUUUCUUGCGGAGAAUAUAGAGGUGCAAUGUCACCAA
Molecule: messenger RNA, 3734 nt
Organism: Styela clava
Lineage: Eukaryota; Metazoa; Chordata; Ascidiacea; Stolidobranchia; Styelidae
Source: RefSeq, a predicted model, not a curated record